Messenger RNA from Rhagoletis pomonella (apple maggot), 537 nucleotides. Its product is annotated as activity-regulated cytoskeleton associated protein 2-like. NCBI's taxonomy places the organism in Eukaryota, Metazoa, Arthropoda, Insecta, Diptera, Tephritidae. The record is from RefSeq and is a predicted model, not a curated record. The transcript has 2 exons. Bases 1 to 537 code for a protein of 178 amino acids.
AUGGCGACAUUCUCGCCCGAAGGACAACGGGAUCCAGUAGCGGUAGAGAAAUUUGUUGCUGCUAUAACAGUCUACAAAGACAUCGAGAAAAUUCCUGAUGCUGAUGCGCUACGCGGUAUGCCACUUUUACUCGAGGAUUAUGCAGCGACUUGGUGGAUAGGUGUGAAAGAAUCCGUGUCAACAUUCACCGACGCCAUAGAGUUAAUACGAGCGACAUUUUCUCCUCCAACGCCUGAUUGGAAAACUUAUUUAAGUGUUUUUGAACAUAAGCAACAAGUGCGCGAAGCCUCCGAUAGCUUUAUUUGCAAGAAGCGGUUGUUGUUCUCACAAUUGAAAGACAGCGAAGGGGUGCAACUCAAUAUGAUAUACGGCCUCCUGUCAGUGAAGAUAAGAGAGCGCGUGCAUCGUGAUGCAUUUUCGACGUUCGGUGAACUCUUAUCACGUUGCCGAGAUGCGGAAUUGUUUCUGGCUGAAUCCAAUCAACUUCCGGCGGCACUAUCUGAGAAGGCGGAACGAGCGGAAGGGCCCAAAAGGUGA